Molecule: messenger RNA, 1950 nt
Organism: Sphaerodactylus townsendi
Lineage: Eukaryota; Metazoa; Chordata; Lepidosauria; Squamata; Sphaerodactylidae
Gene: MFSD11
Product: major facilitator superfamily domain containing 11
Exons: 14
Coding region: 270-1619 (449 amino acids)
Source: RefSeq, a predicted model, not a curated record
UGGAAAUGGUUAGUGAAUGGGAGCGCCUAUCCUCGUCAGCUGAUUUGAUGCUUUUUGACCGCAACUGAGUCUGAAAUACUGUGGGGGACCAAAGUGUUCAAGAAAAUCAGCUGCUGCAGAAUGUUUCUUCUUUGCGAGAAAAAGUAUGCACCGACUAAAGAACAAAUCUAUGACCUGCGGCAGCUUUUCUUAUGAAAGAGGUGUUUUUUAAAGGAAACAAGAUAAACAUUCCUUUGGUUCAGUUUGAUUGCAUUCCAUGAAAACACAAAAUGAAUCCGGAAUCUAAAAAGCAGUUGAACGUCAUUGUUUUAGGAGUAGCCUUUAUGUUUAUAUUCACUGCUUUCCAAACAUGUGGAAACAUUGCACAAACCGUUAUCACAAAUUUAAACAACACAGAUUUUCAUGGCAGUGGCUAUACCAGCAUGGCUAUUAUUUAUGGAGUCUUCUCAGCAUCAAAUCUGAUCUCUCCUUCAGUGGUUGCAAUUGCAGGUCCACAGCGCUCUAUGUUCUUUAGUGGCAUCUUUUAUAGCAUAUACAUUGCUGUUUUUAUUGAGCCUUUGACAUGGAGCUUCUACACAGCCUCUGUUUUCCUUGGCAUAGCAGCUGCUAUAUUGUGGACUGCCCAGGGAAAUUGCCUGACAGUAAAUUCCAAUGAAAACACUAUUGGCAGAAACAGUGGAAUAUUCUGGGCAUUAUUGCAGUUUAGCUUAUUUUUUGGGAAUCUGUAUAUAUACUUUGCCUGGCGAGGGAAAACCCAUAUAGCAGAGAAUGACCGCAGGACCGUCUUCAUUGCUCUGACAGUGAUCAGUCUUGUAGGCACCGUUCUAUUCUUUCUCAUCCGGAAUCCACAGGAAUCAAGUGCAGAAGAAGGGGAAAUAUCAGGCAGUGCUGAUAAUCUUGUGGAACCAAUGGCUGACCAAAGUAAAAUGACAAGAGCCGCAGAUGCAUUUAAAAGUGCUAUCAAGCUGUGUUCUACAAAAGAGAUUCUCUUACUUAGUGUCACAACCGCCUAUACAGGUCUGGAAUUAACAUUCUUCUCUGGAGUGUACGGGACCUGUAUAGGAGCUGUAAAUAAAUUUGGUGUUGAAGAAAAAAGCCUGAUCGGGCUCUCUGGUAUUUUUACUGGCAUUGGAGAAAUAUUAGGUGGAGGAAUCUUUGGCCUCCUGAGCAAGAGCAACCGUUUUGGCCGGAACCCAGUGGUGAUGUUAGGCAUCGUCGUCCAUUUUAUAGCCUUCUAUUUGAUUUUUUAUAACAUACCGAAUGAUGCCCCGAUUGCCUCCAUUUAUGGAACAGAUAGCAUAGCCUACAUGGAACCAAGCAAAGAAGUGGCUAUUUUUUGCAGCUUUUUGCUCGGUCUAGGUGACAGCUGUUUCAACACUCAGCUCCUCAGUAUUUUGGGGUACCUGUAUGCCGAAGACAGCGCGCCAGCUUUUGCAAUCUUCAAAUUUAUUCAGUCUGUCUGUGCAGCCAUAGCUUUUUUCUACAGCAAUUAUCUGCUUCUUCAGUGGCAGCUCCUGAUUAUGACUGUGGUUGGGUUCUUUGGGACAAUUUCCUUUUUCACCGCAGAAUGGGAAGCUCCAGCCUUUGUUGCCAAAAACAACGAUUACAGCAGCAUUUAAGGGAAGCCUUGUCAUCAUCCUAGGACAAUAUCCACCUGCAAAUGCAUCCCUUUCUUGAAAUGAGUUGAUAGCAUUUGCUAUUGCAGAAGCAUGUUCAAAGAACCUCUAUUUCCACCUUAGAACAAUGGAAAACAACUAUCACCUGCUAUAGAAAAAGAAAGCACUGAAGUUUUAUUUUGAAUUCACUAGUGCUGAUGGGAAGGUUCAUUUACCACAAUGUGGAAAAAGAGGGACCUGGAAAUCGGGGCACCAAGAUGUUCUUCGUAUUGUUGCCACUCGCUGAGUUCUUACAUCUCAGGGUUAUGACCAUCCAUUGUGGAAAUCCUGUCCU